AUGUCGCCUCUUGCCAACCCCGCUAUCCCGAAAGGAUCGACCGUCCUCGUAACCGGAGUCAACGGUCUGAUUGGCUCGCACGUCGCUGAUAAGUUCCUGCAGAGUGGCUACAAGGUCCGCGGAACAGUGAGAGAUACCAAGAAGAAUGCAUGGAUGAGCGAGUUCUUCGACGAGAAAUAUGGCAAGGGCAACUUUGAGCUAGUUUCUGUCCCGGACAUGGCAGUUGAAGGGGCAUUCGACGAAGCCAAGAAGGGGGUUGCCGCAUUUGUCCAUGUUGCCUCGAACGUGUCCUUCGACAGCAACCCGCAGAACGUGAUUCCCACGGUCGUCAAUGGAGCCCUGGUCGCGGCCAAAGCGGCGGCCAGCGAGCCCAGCAUCAAGCGCUUCGUUCUCACUUCCUCAACUUGGGCGGCUCUCAUGCCAAUUGCAGACACCAAGCAGGAGAUUGAUGAGAAGGUUUGGAAUGAGGAGGCCGUGAAGGAAGCGUGGACAGAAGGCGCAAGAUCUCCAGCGCAUGGCGCAAUUGUCUACGGAGCAAGCAAGGCGGAGUCUGAGAAAGCUUUGUGGAAGUGGGUCGAGGAGACGAAGCCAGAGAUGACUGUGAACUGCGUUCUGCCGUCUUUCAACUUUGGCAAGGCCUUGUCGUUGAAGCACCAGGGUCAUCCAUCUACUUCGUCCUCGAUUCAGGCGCUUUGGGAAGGGAACAUCGAGCCUAUCAGGUAUUAUGUGCCACAGCAUUUCGUCGACGUCGAGGAUGCGGGAUGGCUUCAUGUGGCUGCAGCCAUUCAUCCUGAUGUCAAGAGUGAGCGCAUUUUCGGUGUGUCGGAGCCAUACCAGUUCAACAAGAUCCUUGAAUGGAUGCGCAAGAAUUACCCGGACCACAAGUUCCCCGAGGACUUCAUGCAAGGCCACGAUCUCACCGAGUGGAAGCCGCGAGGCCGGGCUGAGGCGCUGUUGAAGGAAAUGGGCCAGCCGGGAUUCACCACCUUGGAGGCGUCGGUGCAGAAGAACCUGGAGGGACUGGCGUAUUAG
Molecule: messenger RNA, 1032 nt
Organism: Lasiodiplodia theobromae
Lineage: Eukaryota; Fungi; Ascomycota; Dothideomycetes; Botryosphaeriales; Botryosphaeriaceae
Product: Aldehyde reductase
Exons: 4
Coding region: 1-1032 (343 amino acids)
Molecular function (GO): oxidoreductase activity, acting on the CH-OH group of donors, NAD or NADP as acceptor
Source: RefSeq, a predicted model, not a curated record